Messenger RNA from Syzygium oleosum, 2046 nucleotides. RefSeq lists its product as uncharacterized. The transcript has 9 exons. The record is from RefSeq and is a predicted model, not a curated record. Bases 554 to 1585 code for a protein of 343 amino acids. NCBI's taxonomy places the organism in Eukaryota, Viridiplantae, Streptophyta, Magnoliopsida, Myrtales, Myrtaceae.
CACGUCACCAUCGGCCCGCAGCUCCCGCCCUGGAAAAAAAUGGACGGCCGAGGGCGGGUCCCGUCUCCGACAUGCACCGCUCGCGUUCCGGCCACCUGACUCGGUCUCCGGCGCGAGAUCCCGCACGCAUUUUCAGUCUCCGUCUGUCGCGUCUCCGGCGUUGCUGAAGAAGAAGCCGAAAGGAGGGGGAAGCGCGAGAGAGAAAGAAAAGCAAAAAAAGCUUCUAUAAAAAAAAGGAAGAGGAAGAGACGAGCGGCUUGAGGCGAAACGAGAGAGAGGGGGGAGGGCUUCGCCCAUCGCCGGCGAGGGCGGCGCCCGAGGAGGAGGAGGAGGUCGGGACGGCGGCCAACCGUGAAGCGGGAACGAGGCGGCUUACGAAGGGGGUGAAAACGGGGCAGACGGCGUCGAUCGAAGAGGCUAGGGUUUGCAGGGGGAAAGAGAGGGGAGCCGGCGGCGGAGGAGGGAGUAGAGAGGUUGGGGGGGACGGCGGCGGCGGCGGCGGCGGCGGCGGCGCUGUCGGAGGAGCCUUGGAGCUCGCGGCGAGUGAGCUGGUAUGGAGCGACUAUUUGAAGUCGGCCAAGAGGCCGAGAUGAGAUCUUUCAGUCCUGGUUUCCGGGGUGCUUGGUUCCGUUGUAAGAUAAAGAGGAUUACAAAGAGACAAGGGAGCCUAGAGUUGGCUUUGGAAUACAUUGAUUUUCCAGAUGAAAAAAUAUCCAGGACUAAAGUAUAUCAAAUGCCACCCCACUCUUCUGUUGAUGCUAAGAUGAAGAGGAAGAAACAAUUGAUGGUGCGCCCUCGCUUUCCUUCCGUCUAUCAUAGAAGUGAGAUGCCCAAUGUCAGAUCUAUCUCAGAGGUGGCAGUCACUGUUGAUGACGACUGGAAGGUGGGAGAUAUGGUGGAUUGGUGGACUGAUGGCUGUUAUUGGUCUGGAAGAGUAACAAAAGUGUUGGCGGACAAAAAGUUCCAGAUUGAGUUACAUCCUCCUCCAGCUGGUGAAGGACAAUCUUAUGAAGCUUCGUCGAAGGAACUAAGGCCAUCUUUGGAUUGGUCUUUCGAAAAUGGUUGGAAGGUGUGUUCAUUACAUUGUGCUCAGUUGAUCAAGCCUCUCAAUGAAGUUUCAGGUAGAUCGUUACCCCCUGCUGAUAUGCCCAGGCUACAAGAAGUGCCUUUGAAUAUAAAGGCCCUUGAGAAAUCACCUCCGGAGACACACACAAAUUCCGAGAGAUCACCAACAGAGAAAUAUGAGAAUUCUGCAGUGGCCAGCAGUGGCCUUGGAAAGGCCAAUAGCUGUGAUGGUGUUUCUAGUUUCAGUGUAAGGGUUGCAUCAGCAGAAAUGGAAGUGAGUGUUAGUGAGGAAAACCAUGAAUCUGAUCUUCACCGUCCAAAGAAGCUGAAAAGUGAUGAUCACACACUGUUAAAUUCAAUGUUCUCUGAUACAUUGGAAGAUGCGAUUAUAGACCUCGAGGAACUUGCAAACCGGGUGAGAUGGCUCAAAGAGAUUUUAGAGUUCGGAGGGCAUCCAUCAAAGAAUUCAAAACCUUCAUGGAGGUUCUCAGAGCUUCGUGCAUCGGCCACUCCAAAAUAAGCACAUCAUUGAAGGAUAACUUUGAUACCUUCAAGAUGGGGUCACUUUGCUGAACCUACUGGAUCCCAAAAUUUUUUGAGUUGUGCUUUAGUCGAGAUGAUGCCCAAACUUAUUGGAAACAGCGCGGCUUUUUUUUUGAAGAUGCAGCUUGUGAGCCCCACCUUCCUGGAGAGUUUGCUCGGAUGAUGUUACGUUUCAUGGCUUUGUGCCGCUACACAAAUGAACUACUUCUGGACUUCCAGGCCAUCUUUUUUUUCUAGUUUUUAAUGGAAGGGUCUUGAGCAAUGGGAGUCCAUUUUACAGCCAGGGCUCUAUGCAUCUUGUAAGAAGCAAAAUAGGUUGGCCGUCUGUUUACUGGUAACGCCUGUUCAUUGUCUUGGGGGAUUCUGAGUUGGACGACGGCGAAAAAAUUGCGACAUCGAUAUUGAAUUUGUAGUGCUCUCGCUACAUUUAAUCACUCA